Molecule: messenger RNA, 813 nt
Organism: Dreissena polymorpha
Lineage: Eukaryota; Metazoa; Mollusca; Bivalvia; Myida; Dreissenidae
Exons: 3
Coding region: 1-813 (270 amino acids)
Biological process (GO): transmembrane transport
Cellular component (GO): membrane
Source: RefSeq, a predicted model, not a curated record
AUGGUGGUGGCUGUUGCAGUGGUGGUGGUUGUUGCAGUUGUGGUGGUUAUUGCAGUGGUGGUGGUGGUUGCAGUGGUGGUGGUUGUUGCAGUGGUGGUGUGGUGGUUGCUGCAGUGUGGUGGUGUGGUGGUUGUUGCAGUGGUGGUUGUUGCAGUGGUGAUGGUUGUUGCAGUGGUGGUGGUUGUUACAGUGGUGGAAGUGGUUGCAGUGGUGGUGGUUGUUGCAGUGGUGGUGGUUGCAGUGGUGAUGGUUGUUACAGUGGUGGUGGUUGUUACAGUGGUGGAAGUGGUUGCAGUGGUGGUGGUUGUUGCAGUGGUGGUGGUUGUUAAAGUGCUGGUGGUUGUUGCAUUGGUGGUGUGGUGGUUGUUGCAUUGGUGGUGUGUGGUGGUGGUAGUUGCAGAGGUGGUGGUUGUUGCAAUGGUCGUGGUUUUUGCAGUGGUGGUGGUUUUUGCAGUGGUGGUGGUUGUUGCAGUGGUGGUGGUUGUUGCAUUGGUGGUGGUUGUUGCAUUGGUGGUGGUUGUUGCAGUGCUAGUGGUUGUUGCAGUUCUGGUGGUUGUUGCAGUGCUGGUGGUUGUUGCAGUGCUGGUGGUUGUUGCAGUUCUGGUGGUUGUUGCAGUGCUCAUGGUUGUUGCAGUGCUGGUGGUUGUUGCAGUGCUGGUGGUUGUUGCAGUGCUGGUGGUUGUUGCAGUGCUCAUGGUUGUUGCAGUGCUGGUGGUUGUUGCAGUGGUGGUGGUUGUUGCAGUGGUGGUGGAUGUUGCAGUGGUGGUGGGUGUUGCAGUGGUGGUGGAUGUUGCAGUGGUGGUGGUUUUGUAG